This is a messenger RNA of Austrofundulus limnaeus, 5731 nucleotides long. Its product is annotated as vitellogenin-2. The record is from RefSeq and is a predicted model, not a curated record. Lineage: Eukaryota; Metazoa; Chordata; Actinopteri; Cyprinodontiformes; Rivulidae. Bases 455 to 5647 code for a protein of 1730 amino acids. The transcript has 34 exons. Gene Ontology annotation, molecular function: lipid carrier activity. Gene Ontology annotation, biological process: lipid transport; response to estradiol; cellular response to estrogen stimulus.
AAACAACAGUACAAACAGAGAACAUGUAGUUUGUCUUUCUAAAUUAAAAUGAGACCUGCAUUUAUUGCCUUUGGAGAGUCAACAGUGUCUAAUCUAAAACGGCAGUAUUGUGAAAGAAUAACAGGUCAGGACAUUGUGACAUUUCACUGUCAAAGCAGGAGAGCAUCUGGUCUUUAUGUGUGACACAAAUCGGUAUUAACAUUGAUUUUUUUUUUUUUUUUACCUCCCAGGGUGCGGUUUUGUAUAACUUGAGUUUAACUGAAGAGUUUAAGUACUUUGAGAUUCCAUUGCAUUUAAUAUCUUUAAAAUACCACAGUCAGGUAAAAAAGGGGRCUUCAGAGAAACCAGGAGUCAGGUUAAGGCACUAACGUUUUCAGUUGAUUUAUUUACUCAGUCUAAUCUUCAUGAUCAGGGCACAGUAACAUUAGCGGUAAUGACAGUCAACAUUUAGUUAAUGUUAUAUAUGGACAGACAACGUCAGCAAAAAUUGGCUUUAAAAAAGAGAGCUUUGGAAUGCAGACGUUYACACCAGCCAGGCAUGAAGGUGUUUGUACUAGCUCUUACCUUAGCCCUUGCGGCUGGUAACCAGGUGAGCUAUGCCCCAGAGUUUGCUUCUGGAAAAACUUAUGAGUACAAAUAUGAAGCACAUCUUCUGGGGGGCUUGCCUGAGGAGGGCCUGGCACGAGCUGGGGUGAAAAUUCAAAGCAAAGUCUUGAUUGGCGCAACGGACUCAGACAGCUACAUUCUGAAGCUUGUAGAUCCUAUGCUUUAUGAAUACAGCGGCAUCUGGCCCAAAGAGGAUUACCGCCCCGCCACCAAGCUCACUUCAGUCCUGUCUGCUCAGCUCUUGACUCCUAUCAAGUUUGAGUAUGCCAACGGUGUGGUCGGUAAAGUGUAUGCACCUGAAGGCGUCUCUGCAACCGUGCUGAACAUCUACAGGGGAAUCCUCAACAUCCUUCAGAUGAACAUCAAGAAGACACAAAAUGUGUAUGAGAUGCAAGAGCUUGGAGUUCAGGGUGUGUGCAAGACCCACUACGUCAUUAAUGAAGACUCAAAGGCUGACCGCAUCCACCUGACCAAGACCAAGGACCUGACCAAUUGCCCCGAUAGAGUUUAUAUGGACAUUGGCUUGGCAGGAUAUGCUGACAGAUGUGUGGAAUGUGAGUCUCGGGCAAAAUCCUUAAAAGGAGCAACUGCUGUGACCUACACCCUGAAGCCCUCAGCUUCUGGUUCUUUAAUUUUGGAAGCAACCUCAUCAGAGCUUAUCCAGUACUCGCCUUUCAACAUCAUAAAUGGUGCUGCCCAGACAGAAACUAAGCAAAUCCUGAAAUUUUUGGAUAUCAAGAUGACCACAAUAGAGCCUAUCAAAGCUGACUAUCUUCCUCGCGGAUCGCUUAAGUACGAGAUGGGCACUGAGCUUCUCCAGACACCAAUUCAACUUCUGAGGAUCAGCAACGUUGCGGCUCAGAUCAUUGAGACCUUGAACUACCUGGUAAACUCCAAUUUGGGCAAGGCCAGUGAAGAAUCACCUCUGAAAUUUCUUGAGCUCGUCCAGCUGCUGCGUGUUGCCAAWUAUGAGACUAUUGAAGCCCUCUGGAGCCAGUUCAAAGCCAGAAAUGAUUACAGACAUUGGAUGCUGAGUUCUUUCCCAGCCRUUGGUAAUCACAUCACUCUUAAAUUUAUCAAGGAGAAGUUCAUUGCUGGGGAAUUAACUUAUUUUGAAGCUGCUCAAGCCUUAAUGCUUUCCGUACAGUCAGUAGUACCAGACCUGGAGGCCAUCAAGCUUUUGGAGGGCUUGGCUGUGACCCCCAAGAUUAAAGAAAAUCUUUUCUUGAGCGAGAUUGCCAUGCUGGGCUUUGGUACCAUGAUUGAUAAAUACUGCGCUGAGAACCCUUCAUGUUCAGCCGAGCUUGUCAGGCCUGUUCAUGAUCUCGUAGUUCGGGCCCUUGAAAAACGUGACAAUGAUGAGCUCACUCUUGCUCUCAAAGUUCUGGGUAAUGCUGGACAUCCCAGCAGCCUGAAGACAAUCAUGAAACUUCUGCCCGGCUUUGGCAACGCUGCUUCCACUCUCCCACACAAAGUUCACAUCGAAGCUGUUUUGGCACUGCGGAAAAUUGCAAAGAGGGAACCCAAGAUGACUCAGGACAUGGUUGUUCAGCUCUAUAUGGACAAGCAUCUUGAGCCAGAGCUCCGUAUGGUUGCUGCCAUUGUUCUUUUUGAGACCAAACUGCCCAUGGGUCUGGUCACCACACUUUCUCAGAGCCUCUUGAAUGAAGCAAACCUACAGGUUACCAGUUUUGUCUACACCUACAUGAAGGCCCUUAGAAGGGCCACCACACCAGACCAUUCCUCUGUCGCUGCUGCCUGCACUGUUGCCAUAAGGAUGCUCAGCCCCAAACUUGACAGGCUGAGCUACCGCUUCAGCAGAGCUUUUUAUUAUGAUACUUAUUACAAUCCUUGGAUGCUGGGUGCUGCUGCCAGUGCCUACUACAUUAAUGAUGUUGCCACCGUUUUGCCAAAAACCAUUAUGACAAAAGCUCGCACUUAUUUUGCUGGAGUUCACGUUGAUGUUUUUGAGUUUGGAGCAAGAACCGAUGGACUGCAAGAGGCUCUUUUGAAAAUCCGUGAUGUUCCAGAGAGCGCAGACAGGAUCACUAAGAUGAAACAAGCCAUCAAGGCUCUGACUGAAUGGAGAGCUAAUCCUUCAAGACAUCCCCUGGGUUCUCUAUCUCUGAAGGUUUUUGGACAGGAAGUUGCAUUUGUAAACAUCGACAAAGCAAUGGUGGAACAGCUUAUUCAGCUUACAAGUGGACUUGAGAUUCACACAUAUGGCAGAAAGGUAUUGGAAGCUCUGCUGUCUGGUUACACACGAAAAUAUUCUAUGCCGAUACUGGCCGCUGAGGUUCGUCGUGUUUUCCCCACCAMUCUUGGUUUACCCAUGGAGUAUAGUUUCUACACUGCUGCUGUUGUUGCUGCAUCCAUUGAAGUAAAAGCCACAGUGACACCACCUCUGUCUAAGGACUUCCAUCUUGGACAGCUUCUUAAAUCAGACAUUUCUUUGCAGUCUGCAAUUGCUCCAAGUGUUUCCAUGCACACCUAUGCAGUUAUGGGUGUGAACACAGCUUUCCUCCAGGCUACUAUGUUGACAAAAGCCAAAGUUCACUCAAUCGUUCCUGAGAAGAUGGAGGCAAGACUUGAUAUAAAGGAUGGCUACUUUAACUUCCAGCUCCUGCCUGUUGAGGGAGUUAACACAAUUGCAUCUGCACUUGUUGAAACUGUGGCUAUCGCAAGAAAUGUGGAAGACCUUGCAGGUGCCAAAAUCACACCAAUUUUUCCAGCUGAGACUUUAAGGAGGAAUGCCACCUCAGAGUCUUCAUGGAUGUCCUCCUCUUUUAAUGACAGCAUGUCUGAAUCAUCUGAAAUCCUUCCUGUUAACAUGGAAAGUCAAAUGGUCAACACAAUAAAGCUCCCCAAAGCAUUUUGGAAGAAACUGUGUGUUGCAACUGAAACAUUUGGAAUCAAAGCCUGCACUGAGAUUGAGUCCCGCAAUGCCAUUUUCUUGAAAAAGUCCCCACUCUAUGCCAUGAUGGGGAAGCAUGCCAUUGAAGUUAAAGUUUCUCCAGCUGCUGGACCAGCUAUUGAAAAGAUUGAAAUUGAGGUUCAGGUCGGAGAAAAAGCAGCAGAUAAGCUCAUCAAGGUAGUUAACUUGAGAGAGGAGGAAGAGGAGGAGGAGCCUCUUGAGGACAAAAAUGUCUUGAUGAAACUAAAGAAGAUUCUGGUUCCUGGUCUGAAGAACAGCACAUCAGUUUCGUCUAGCUCUAGCAGCUCUCAGUCCACCAACUCUCGCACCAGCAGCUCGAGUUCAAGCGCCUCCUCCUCUAGAUGGUCCAAGAGUUCCUCCAUCUCCUCCUCUAGCCGCAAGAGUAGGAUGAUUGAUCUUACUGACCUCAUCAACAUCAAAUCAGACAAAUCAUCCAGCAGAUCAUCCAGCAGUUCCCCCAGCAGGAGCUCAAGAAGCUCAUCCAGCAGCCGGACAUCUCUCCAGUCCAGUAGGUCAUCUCUCCAGACCAGCAGUUCAUCCUCCAGCUCCAUGUCUAAACAAGAACUGUAUGAAAUGAACUUCACCAAGCACCACAUCCACCAGCAUUCCAUCUCUGUAGAGCGCACCAGCAGCAAGAGCAGUGCCCAGAGUUUUGAAGACAUCUACAAUAAGGCCAAAUACCUCUCCAACACUAUCAAGCCAGCAGCCACCAUUGUCAUCCGUGCUGUUAGAGUUGACCACAAGAGUCAGGGUUAUCAGAUUGCAGCUUAUUACGACAAAGAAGAUGCCAGAGUGCAGGUCAUCGUCGCCAACCUCACUGAAGAUGACAAGUGGAGAAUUUGUGCCGACGGUGUCGUGCUGAGCUACCACAAGCUGAUGGCCAGGGUUACUUGGGGCAUUGAAUGCAAGCAGUACAACGCUACAAUCACAGCUGAGACCGGUGUCGUUGCUAAAGAGCCUGCCGUCCGUGUGAAGCUAGCCUGGGCCAGACUCCCUGAGGGCAUGACAAGAUAUGCAAAAUGGAUCUCCGAGUACCUUUCUCGUACUGCUGUGCAGUAUGGAGUAAACCAGACAAGAGUUGUUAAUAAAGCUAAAGAGAUCAAACUGAUUUUAUCUGUUGCCAACGAGACAAGCUUGAAUGUUACACUGAAGACACCAAAGAGCACCCUUUACAAACUGGGAGUUAGUCUGCCUAUUUACCUGCCAAUCAGCAACACUGCCAAUGAGCUGGAGUCAUACUCAGACAACUGGAGUGACAAGAUCACCUACAUGCUCACCAAGGCUCUUGCAGCUGAGUGUAACGUGCUUAAAGACAAAGUGGUCACAUUCAACAACAGAACUUACAAGACCGAGAUGCCAAUCUCCUGUUACCAGGUUGUGGCUCAAGAUUGCACAUCAGAACUCAAAUUCUUAGUUCUACUGAGGAGGGACCAGACACACGAAAAGAAUGAGAUCAACGUCAAGAUUCACAACAUUGACAUUGACAUAUAUCCCAAGGAUAGUGCUAUCAUGGUGAAGGUUAAUGGAGUGGAAAUCCCUGCCAACAAUCUGCCAUAUCAGCAUCCAGAAGGCAGCAUAACCAUCAGAAAGAAAGACGAGGGCAUCUCUCUCAUUGCUCCAGGUCAUGGCCUUCAGGAGGUCUACUACAGCUUCAGUGAACUAAAGGUUAAAGUUGUAGACUGGAUGAAAGGUCAGACUUGCGGACUGUGUGGAAAAGCCGACGGUGAAGUCAGAAAGGAGUACCGUAUGCCCAACGACCGGGUGGCCAAGAAUGCAACCAGCUUUUCUCAUUCCUGGGUUCUACCAGGAAAGAGUUGCCGUGAUGCUUCUGAGUGUUUCAUGCAGCUUGAGUCUGUAAAGCUGGAAAAGCAGGCCAGUCUGGAAGGCGAGCAGGCCAAAUGUUACUCUGUUGAGCCCGUGCUGCGUUGUUUGCCUGGCUGCACGCCUGUGAGAACCACCUUCGUCAAAGUUGGUUACCACUGCGUGCCUCUCGAGUCAAACCUGAAUCGUUCUGAUGCACUCAGCAACAUCUACGAGAAGAGCAUUGACCAGAUGGAGAACGCUGAAGCCCACCUGGCCUGUCGAUGCACUCCUCAGUGUGCCUAAACUUGUUGUCUUUGGACAUUUUUCAUUUCUUGUUUGUGUAAUAUGCAAGCUAAUGUACUUGAAUAAAAAAUCACGUGCAGUAAA